This is a messenger RNA of Anoplophora glabripennis (Asian longhorned beetle), 4807 nucleotides long. RefSeq lists its product as uncharacterized. Gene Ontology annotation, cellular component: nucleus; cytoplasm. The record is from RefSeq and is a predicted model, not a curated record. Gene Ontology annotation, molecular function: SUMO-specific endopeptidase activity. Lineage: Eukaryota; Metazoa; Arthropoda; Insecta; Coleoptera; Cerambycidae. Gene Ontology annotation, biological process: protein desumoylation. The coding region runs from base 255 to 4751 and encodes 1498 amino acids. The transcript has 19 exons.
UAAUUUAACGUUCAUUAAAUUAUUACAAUACAUCGUACAACUUUUCCAAUACUGAAACAGUGUUUUAUGUCGUAUUAAUUCACAAAAAAUAUUAAUUUGUCGGAAAAAGAGAGCGCUGAUGUAGAAGGCCUUUGCUGCUUAUGGACGCAAUCUAAUGACACGCCAUUUUAGUAUCUUAUCGUGGCUUUAAUUGUGAAAAGUGUUAAUAAUACGUGUAGUUAAACGUGUUUUUCUUCAUUAAACCUUAAAAUAGUAUGUGUUUUCCAAUCCUAUAUGAGGAAAAGUACUAUGAAGUAUUGAGUCAAAGUGAUAAGAGUUCAGAACAACAGUUUUAUAAUAAUGUCGAAGACCAGACAGUCCAAUAUAUGAUUUCUCCCGAUAAAACUCAGUAUCCAACACAGCAGAUUGUCGUAACUUCCGGAGAACAGUUGAUGGUGGUAGAUGGUCAACAGCAACAAAUUGUUAUCGACCAAACCUCAGGAAUUACUUAUCAAAGUCAACAAAUACAGCCACAACAGAUACAGGUUCAGGUACAGCAGCAAUCUGUCCAAUUGCAGCAGCAAAUCCAGCAAUCCCAGGUACAUGUGCAGCAACAGCAAUACGCUGUUAUUCAAGAUGGUCUAACCAAUGGAACACAACAGAUAUUUUAUAUGGACAGUAACUCAAACGAUCGUGUCGUAAUGGAACAAACAGGUCAGCAGCCUGAAUUAACCCAACAACCCAUCGUUUUAAAUCACCAGUUGUCACAAGGCAACACUAUUGUGACCAAUAAAGUGGUAAAUCCUGCCCAGCUUCAGCGGCAAGUUAGGGCGAAUCUAAGACAACCACUUUUACAACAGCAGCCAGCUAGACUGCAGAACCGCCAAUUGCCAAGGCCUCCAGUUGCCAACCAACAACUCAGGCAACAAAAUCCCAACCAGCAGCCUCAACCGAGUCCGAACCAGACUCCUAUGAGACUCCCAGCCACUAACCAAGUAAGGCAACCGAAUCCACAGCUACAAGUACGUCAACCGGCGCCAAAUCAAAUGGCGAGACCGAUGGGUUUAAACCAGCAACAGUACAGGCUGCAGAACCCUGGGCAAGUCCGCCCACAGAAUCCCAAUCAGCAACAGCAGAUGAAGCUCGUUAAUCCUAAUCAGCAGCCACAGGUCAAGCAGCAGGUCCAGCAGAGACUGAUCGGACAACCGCUGCAGAAAAACCAGGGCGUCAAUCCCCGGUUUCAAGCAGUAGCUCAAAUGCAGCAGCAGCAGAAGAUCAACACGCAGCCACAAAUCGACAUGGAAGAUAUGGAAAUCAAAUCGUCUGACGAGCAAGAGGCGAUUUCCCUUCCCGAUGGCACUGUUAUAUCUGUUGCGGCAUAUAAGAAGAUGAUUGCAGAGCAGAAAAGGGCAGCUUUGCAGCAAAGAAACCAACCGGUUAGUUCUCCAAAUCAACCAGCUCCGCCGACCGCCCCAGCCAACUCCACAGCUAAGAGGCGCAAUGCCACCCCACGUGGCAACCCUCGGCAGACGACGCCUCGCCCGAGCCCCGCACGUCCCCCGGCGAGGUCCCGCAAUCCCGCUAGUCAGUUCACACCCCCACCGCAACAGCCGAGGCCACAACAGCCACCUCCGCAGGUCAAUGAUCCAGCUAGAUACGCGAUGAUGAAUCAAGCGCAGCAACAGGGGAUGACUAAGCCGCAACCCCAGCCUCAACCCCAACAGCAAUUCCAGACUCAGAUGCAAAAUCAGUUGAUGCAGCAGCAGCAGCAAAUGCAGAGGUCGCAACAGGCGAGGCAGUCGCAGGCGAAUUACGUUAUUCAGCCGCCAAAGCCGAAUCAGAAGCCGCAACAGCAGAGGCCCUUGCCGCCGUACAUCCCGUCUACUCAGAUACAGAAGAUAAUAGAGAAUACUCCCGUUGGAGAGGAAUUUUCCGACUCUAUAAGGAUGCUAGUACUUCUAGAGAACGGUGAACAGAGACUCAUCACGUUCACCUUACCCAAAGAAGCAUGCACCAUCCAGGAAAUCCUGGAGCAGGUGAAUGUCCCGUUUCGAAACGACACCGACAUACAAGUAACUGAAGCCAACACCAAUGGCAUCAACUACAUCGUUACAGUCGGCAAUGUUCCUUGCUUCGGAUAUGAGGAGGAGGAAUCACCACCAAUGCAAGAGGAAUCCUCUCCGCCUUCUCAACCUCCACCUGUCGCCUCCCAACCUGCCGCGCCUCAGCCUCAAGCUGAACCCCAACAGAUGCCUCCCAGUUCCACGCCUAACACCCAAUUACCGCCUGAGCCUCCGAAAGUCCCCACGCCGGAACCGCCCAAGGAGGUACCCAAGUUCGUUCCUGGCAUGCUAGCGCUCUGCGCCGGCUGCGGAUAUCUCUCGGAAGACUUCGCCAAGUGUAUAAGGUGCGGCAGGAAGCUGCCGGACAACGUGAAAGCAAUUCCGGCUACGAUACGUUCCAGUAACGGGCAGAAGAAGGACCUCCAAGGCGUGCACCAGCAACCGAAGAUAGCGAUUAACCUGAAGCCCCAGAGUCCGUCGAAGAAAAAGGCUACCAAAGCUUCUAAGGUCGUGGAGCAUGAGAGCGUAGUGAUUAGUUCUGAUGAGGAGGAGGAAGAUAAGCCUACGAAAGUGGACGAUAAUAUUCUGCAGAAGCUCGGCUCCUCGAUAACUAUUAGCCCUGUGACCAAAGAACCCUCGACUAACGAUAUCCAGAAGCACAGCAUCGUUAAACCAAAAGUUGCAUUGGAAUCAGACGAGGAAGACACAUUCGUAAGCACAUCAGUUAAGUGUAGAACAAUAAGGAUAGGCUCGUACCGUUGCGUUCCACCUGAGAAGGUCAUAAUCGAUUCGAAACAGGUCAUAAUGAAGGUGACCCACCCGAACUGCGAAACCGACGUACGAACGAUAAAAGUUGAUAAGUCGGAAAUCGUCAAGGUACUGGCCAGUUUCAACAAGGCCUUGCCUGUAUUCUUCUAUUAUCUAAACCCGGCCUUGGCCAAGACAAUUAGGGAGGAGUUAGACAUGACUCCCGACGGUGAUUAUUACUACGAUCCCCUAUCCUCGAAGGAGGAGGCUUACCGUAGGGUGACCCUCUUGCCGGACGAGGUUAACGAUGACGAUAAACAGAACUUUCAGUUAAUAUACGGGGGCACGCCCGGCAUUCUGGAUGAGCUGAACGUCAAAGAGGCGAACGAUAUCCUCAUUAAGACCUGCCCGAAGGAGCUGUCUAAGGCUACGCUCGGGCUAGGGGGUUUUGGUGAAGUGAAACAGCUCCUGACUUAUCCUCCGGAAGGUCGGGGCAGGAUAACCAUAAAUACUGAGGAUUACCUCUGUCUCGCGCAAGACCAAUUUUUGAACGAUGUCAUCAUCGACUUCUACCUGAAAUUUUUGGUGGAAAAUCUGCCGAAUGAUCAGAAGCAAAAAGUGCACGUGUUCUCCACGUUCUUCUAUAAAAGAUUAACAACGAAGCCAACCAAAGCCUCUAGAAAAUGUCAACCAGCCGAGCUCGACCCCUCUCUGUCUCCUGCCCAAAAGAGGCACGCUAGGGUCAAGACCUGGACGAAGAAAGUGAAUUUGUUUGAAAAAGACUUCGUAGUAGUCCCCAUAAACGAAAACGCCCAUUGGUUCUUGGCUAUUAUCUGUUUUCCCGGGAUGGACGGCUGCCAGACGUGGGACGGGAAGCCGUACAAAUUGGAAGUACGAUCCAGGAAAAAAAAAAAAGACGCGGUAGCAGCCAGUGUGGCCGGGGUUUCCAUAACUCCCGUGAAGCAAGAGAAAGUAGAAAAACCGAUAGUCUGUGAAGACCCGGAUAUGAGCGAUAAAGACGAAGCUGAAGGUGAUGACAGUGAGCUAGAUUCCGAUGAUUCUGAUGAGUUACCUCUUUCACAAUCCUCAGUUACGUCGAGCGCUGCUAGCAUCCCACCAACUCCGGUGAUUCCCAUCACGACCAGUACGCCCGUCAAACACCCUAAGGAACCUCGGCCCAAAAUAAAACAGCCCUGUAUAUUAAUAUUUGACUCCCUAGCGGGAGCUAGUAGGAGUCGUGUGGUUGCCACACUGAGGGAUUAUUUAACGUGCGAAUAUAAGGCCAAACUGAAUAAAGAAAGAAUUUACAAUAAAGAUGUGAUAAAAGGCGCCAGCCCCAAGGUGCCCCAACAGAACAACUUCACCGACUGCGGGUUGUAUCUUCUCCAAUACGUCGAGCAAUUUUUCACGGAUCCCAUCAAGGAUUACCACAUACCGAUUUUGCAAAUAAAGAAUUGGUUCGAGGAAAUAAUCGUGACGAAGAAAAGGGAGGACAUCGCGAACCUGAUCAAAGACCUUAUGAGGGACCACGGGAAGGACGUAGGGAUGUUACCGGAUAUAGCGUUUCCUACGUUUAACGGUAAACUAGUGGAGCGGGAGCCCGAGGACGAGGAGGAAGAAAUGAUGGAAGAUGAAGACUUUCCUACCGAAGAAGACCUCGAAGACAUGAAAGAUGAGUCUGGUUCAGCGAUCGACACGUCGGUGGGAGAAUUGGGACUGGACACGUCCCCUACAGGAACCAGCAAGGACGAAAACUCACAAUCUCCUAUGAAGCCUUCAAACGACAACGUUUCAGGUGAUUUUGUGUCCCAGACUGUGUUAAAUCCCAAGCCGGACAUUAGUGAAUUUCCAAGGCAAACUAAUCGGGAUACUCUGUCGUAUCUUAAAGCCAAACGUAUUAUUAGGCAUAAAAAUAACGACGGGCCCGAUGUGAAGAAACAGAAAAGUGAGCAUACGCAGUGAAUUUUUUUUUAUAAUUUAUUAAUAUAAUUUGUAAUUUAAUAGAAUAUGAUGCAUUU